Messenger RNA from Dicrocoelium dendriticum, 156 nucleotides. NCBI's taxonomy places the organism in Eukaryota, Metazoa, Platyhelminthes, Trematoda, Plagiorchiida, Dicrocoeliidae. The record is from the annotation of a GenBank genome assembly.
AGCUGCCAGGAUGGACGACGUAUGCCGUCCAAAUCACUGAUGGAUGUGCGAAGUCGUAUCUGACCCGGAUGCAACCAUCAACCCCGCUGAAUUACGCUUUGCUUUGCUUCGUUCUCAAGUCUGGCAAUGGAUCCGACGAGUGGAAGCGCGAUGGCG